AUGGAGGACAAGGGAAAAUAUGAAAAAAAGAAAAUGCGGCCGAUCGCAGGCAACACUAGCAAGGAAAUAUCUCAAUACUUCCGCUCCAAGAACGAGGAAUGCAAUGUCGUCAAGCACUAUCCGGACUGGGAUGCGGUGCGAGGCGAGCCGAUACUCGAUCUGAUGCGGGUCGGCCGCGAGCUGCUGAACGUCGACGCCGAUCUCGAGGCCAAGCGCCUGGAGUACGACCACCGGCGACACCUCUUCGACCAGCAGUGGAAGGAUCUGCGCCGCAAAGAGAUCGCGCUCAAGAAGUCCUUCGUCAAGUUCGACGAAUUCGUGCGGGAGAAUCGCGAGAAGCGCGAGAGAGCCGACCGCAAGAUACGCGAGGAGAAGGAGCGCCAGAAGAUACGCGAGACCGAGAUUCUCGAUCUGGAAAUAAAAUUGAAACAAUUGGAAAAAGUACGAGACCGCAUGAAGAGUUUUGUCGAAGAGUACAAGCCAUUUCAAGCGUAUCUCGAGGAGCUGCUCAACUCCAACGAGUUUCAGUCCAUAGCCGAAAUUUUCAAUCGCUACGAAACUUUGAUGGCGGCCAGAAUAAGUCUCAAUAUGAAUCAAGACAAGACUUUGGAGAGCCUAGAACUGACCAAUCUUCAAUUGCAAAAGUUGACGGAAAAAAGGGCUCAACAUCUGCUGGAUCUGAACAGCCGUCUGGCCAAAGCUCAAGCUCGAUACGAAUUGGCGCACGCCGAGUCGUUGAAGUGGGAAGUCGCCGUGGCUGAAAACAAGGACAUUGUGACGCAACAAGAAUUAGAGGAGACUCAGAUAAGAGAUUGCGUGUGGAAUCUGUACAACCAGAUGUGCUACCGCAAGGGCGUGUCGGCCGAGGCAAAGCGCGACGACCUCGAGGAGCAGCUGCAGAUGGUCAAGCGGACGAUCGUCGAGCUCGGCAAGAUCGUGAAGAUGGCGAGGCGCCGGGCGAGGCGCGAGCUCAAGGCCAUCCAGAAGAGCGAGUACCAGAAGAAGGUGAAGAAGGUCAUCCGGGCCAGGUCGUACAUGAGCCGCAUGAGUGCUCUGUCGACCGUCUCGAGGUCCCGCACCAAGAGCAUGCGCAGCAUCGCCAGCACUUGGGACACUCGCAGCAUGAUCAGCACCAUCUGA
Molecule: messenger RNA, 1140 nt
Organism: Trichogramma pretiosum
Lineage: Eukaryota; Metazoa; Arthropoda; Insecta; Hymenoptera; Trichogrammatidae
Product: coiled-coil domain-containing protein 42 homolog
Exons: 5
Coding region: 1-1140 (379 amino acids)
Source: RefSeq, a predicted model, not a curated record